AUGGAAUUCAUUUUACAUCUUCCCCAAGAAAUUAAUAAGGAUGGCACCUUAUGGCAGACAUGGGAUAGUUUCUAUAAAAAAUGUCUGUUGUAUCAGAGCACAGAAUUACAUAGAGAUUCAGUUGGAGAUUCGUCGUCAUUGUUACUUUUUGCAGGCAGCCAUCAUAUAAAUUCUAUAUGCUCAUCACUGAAAGUAUAUAAUUUAAAUCUGGAGAAGUUAACAAAGGUUUUACACAUUGUUGAGCAGGUUUGCCUUCCAUAUUUUAUUCUAUUGUUUGAAAGGUUCCGCUAUUUCAGCAUGAAGCAGGACCUGUCCAACAACUUGGAUGACAGUUCUGUUGUUUUGCAGAAACAGGCAGAAAUUUGUGAAUUCGUAAAUUUAAAAGAUGGCACAGGAACAAAUGUAGGUGGUAGUUCACCGAACUCUGAAUCUCAGGAUGAGAGUUUUAUAAAUGCUGAAAGGAGUUGUUAUAAUAAGGUAGAUUAUAAUAACGGCAGUGAGAAAUCACAUGGCAGCUGUAGGGAUGAUAAUCCUGUUAGGUUUGAAACUCUUACCAGUGAUGUAGGCCUUGAGAUGUUUGAUCAGUCAGGAAGCAGCAGUUCACAGGAUGCAGAUUUGUCUACAUCAGUGGAACUUAAUUCACAUUCUGUUAGUACAGAUUCUUCUCUUCUUCAUCCAGAAAAAAAUAACACCUCUUCAGCAGAUAAGAAACAUUUUGGCAGUAAGUUAACAGGAGUUCUAAACAAGUGGAAUGUGGGACGAAACAGAAAAUUGAAUAAAUCUUGGAAAAUUAAAGAUGUGUGCUUUCGAAAGAGAGAGAAAAGGUUGGCAGUCACAAGCCUUGAGAAGGGUGGUUGGAAUAGUGAAGCUGCUGCAGCUCCUACUAGUAAAAUGGGUGAAGAUAUCAACAAGAUGUCAGCACCACUGACUUCAACUAUUGUAGCCAGGGAAAAUCUUAAUUUGAAGCAGUUUCAAUGUUGCCAGUGUGACAGGGUUUUUGCUGGUCGGAAUUGCUUCAAGAAACAUCUUUCAACAAAGCAUAAAGGUUGCUCUGAAUUUGUGUGCAAAGUUUGCAAAGCAACAUAUGCAGAUGCAGAAAAGUACUUGGUGCAUUAUACAAAUGCACACACUGUAGAACAGAAGAUGCGCCGUGCACGCCGGAGACCUGUGAGAAUUAAGUUGGAGGAUGAUGUUAGAAACUUUGAGUGUACAAUUUGUAGGAAGGUGUUUCCUAAGAAAUGGCACGUGAAUAAACACUUACGUUAUAAUCAUAAACAGAGCUUUUUAUGCUGGCACUGUGGGGAGGAACUUCCCAAUAUGUUAGACUAUAAACAGCACAGUGAAAAACAUGUGAUUAAUGGAAAGUUUUUAUGUGAUUUGUGUCAGAAACCUUACAAUAACCUUUUCAGGCUGGAUGGACAUCUGAAGAACCAUUUGCAACCGCAGAAUAAAUGUGGCAUUUGUGGCCUUGUUUUCAUAAGGCAAGAAUCAUUAGCUAAGCAUGUAGAAAAGCAUACGGAAGAACCGGCUCAUAUGUGCAAGAUUUGUGGGAAAGAUUUUGUCAGGCAGGGUAGAUUGCAGUGUCAUCUGAGGACUCAUUCUGGGGAAAAGAGGUUCACCUGUGAGUUAUGUGGAAAAACUUACGCUCAGAAAGCCACUUUAGUACGUCACAGGCGUUGCCAUACAGGAGAACAGCCAUACGAGUGUGAAAUUUGUGGCAAGCGCACACGAUCUUUGGGAGAGUUGAGUAAACAUAAGAGAAAGCACAGUGAUAAGUUUUCUUGUGUGUGUGAGAUUUGCGGCAAAGGCUUCAAUUACAGUUCUUCCCUGUUGGAGCAUCGCUUAGGACACAUGGGAAAGAGGUCUUACGCUUGUGACAUGUGCGGCCGGACAUAUAUCUACAGAGAAGGGUUGAGGGCUCACCUCAAAUCAUCCCGCUGCCCAGGAAGAGCUGAAGCUGGCAUCAAGAGAACACCAAGAGCUACCAAACUUUCAUUGUCCGGAGUGCCAGAUACUAAGGUGGAUGAGCUCAAAGUGUUCAAGCAAGUACAUCAAAGCACUGAGACUGGAUUGAAAGAUGUUCCAGACUGGCAUUGUCUACUGAGAAAUAAUGAGCCCGAUGGGGGAACAAGUGUUGUCUUAGUGCCAUCGUUUUAUUGA
Molecule: messenger RNA, 2160 nt
Organism: Candidula unifasciata
Lineage: Eukaryota; Metazoa; Mollusca; Gastropoda; Stylommatophora; Geomitridae
Source: the annotation of a GenBank genome assembly